This is a messenger RNA of Xiphophorus hellerii (green swordtail), 2166 nucleotides long. RefSeq names its product carbonic anhydrase-related protein 10-like. NCBI's taxonomy places the organism in Eukaryota, Metazoa, Chordata, Actinopteri, Cyprinodontiformes, Poeciliidae. The transcript is spliced from 9 exons. The record is from RefSeq and is a predicted model, not a curated record. Gene Ontology annotation, molecular function: carbonate dehydratase activity; zinc ion binding. Gene Ontology annotation, biological process: one-carbon metabolic process. The coding region runs from base 90 to 1214 and encodes 374 amino acids.
ACCAGGGGAAAAUGUGCAAAGUUUGCCCGUGUGGUCUUUCAGCGCGAUCCCGCAGUAGCGACAGGACAUGAGCAGGAAUUAAACGAAGAAUGCGUUUCAUUUGGGAUUUAUGUUUGAUUUUGCAAAUAUACAUCAUCUGCAGUUCGUCAGCUCAGCCUAUUAUAUCCAAGCUUGAUGAGAGUUGGUGGGCAUAUAAAGAUGUGGUCCAGGGAAGCUUUGUUCCAGUUCCGUCCUUCUGGGGUCUGGUCAACUCGGCCUGGAACUUGUGUGCCAUCGGGAAGAGACAGUCCCCCAUUGACAUCGAAACCACUCACAUGAUCUUUGACCCUCACCUGACCCCUCUGAGGCUGAACACAGGAGGACGGAAGAUGUAUGGCACCAUGUACAACACAGGAAAGCAUGUGUCGCUGCGGCCGGACAAAACACAUCUGGUGAACAUCUCUGGGGGCCCCCUGGGUUACAGCUACCGACUGGAGGAGGUCCGCCUUCACUUUGGGAGUGAAGACGCUCUUGGUUCUGAGCAUCUCCUGAACGGACAAGGAUUUCCUGGAGAGGUCCAACUGAUCCACUAUAAUCAAGAUCUGUAUGCUAACUACAGUGAGGCGGCUAGGAGCCCUCACGGCAUCGCUGUGGUCUCCAUCUUCAUUAAGCUCUCAGAAAACUCCAACGCCUUCCUCAACCGUAUGCUCAACAGAGACACCAUAACCAGAAUCAACUACAAACAUGAUGCAUUCCUACUAAUGGGCCUGAACAUAGCUGACCUUUACCCUGACACCAUCCGCUACAUCACCUAUGAGGGCUCCAUCACCAUCCCUCCCUGCUACGAGACCUCCACAUGGAUCCUCAUCAACAAGCCAGUUUAUGUGACACAGAUGCAGCCGGGUCAGAAGCGGGCUGAGCUGUGGGUUUGUCCUGCAGAUGCACUCCCUGCGCCUCCUCAGCCAGAACGAGCCGUACAAGAUCUUCCUGAGCAUGAGCGACAACACCCGGCCGGCCCAGCCUCUGCUGCAGCGCUGCAUCCGAACCAACAUCAACUUCAACAAGCAGGGCCGCGACUGCCCCAACAACCGCGCCCUGCGCCCACAGUACAGAGUGAAUCAGUGGCUCCUGAAGUAAGCUCUGCAGCGGUGGCACCAACCGGUGCAGCUCCACGGGGGGGACAGGGCAGGACUCCUUCCUUCCUGUCUGCUUUACUGGAAAAACUGUUGAGCUGAAAAAACUGCAGACGAACUGAAUGGAAGACUCAACAACUGGACUUCUCCACAGACAGCUUUACUAAACUAACAUUAGCUAAGCUCAGCUAACCCAACUCCAGACCGAGUGCUGUGCAGGCCUUCUACUACACAUCCACAAUGUAACACAGCUCACUACGGCCGGCACAGAAGUUUGCCAUUCAGGCCAAAACGUAAUAUAAAUCAUAAGGCUCCUGAUGUCUGCACUCUGUAUGUUCUUAUUUGUUGUUUUAAAGCUACAAAGAAUGUUUUUUUUCUGUCUGGUUUGUCAGAUGGAUGUAAUGUAGAGACAGGAGUGUGUGACGCCUUCUCUCCGAUCCAGGCUUCAGAGAGUAAAUAUCAGAACCAUCAUCGCUCACUGAAAGAGUUUACAGUUCUACUGAAGGUCCGUACGCCUGGCAAUAAAGAAAACAAAGCUGCAGUGUGGAAGGAAUGAAAAAUAUCCUCCUCAUUAUAUGAAGUAAAAAGGGGAAAAUCUCCUUUUAAAGGAGAAUGUCAGUUUCAUUUCAUUGCGUUAACAUUACGUUCUACCAAAACAGGAAAAAAAAAUUGCUUUAGACUUUGAAAUGUAGUGAUUGAAAAGUUUCUUGUGUAAAAAAAAUGGUUUUACAAGAUUAAAAUAAUGUUUUAAAGGCUUUGAUGAAUGUUGUGUGUUUAAUGGAUCUGAAUUGCCCCAUUAGUGGUUCUUUAUUUUUUCAUGACUUUUUCUCCUUCAUGACAAAGUCACACCCAGUGAGGCUUUACAUAUGAGUUCAUAAUGAAAAUCAUCUCAUCUCUAUACUGUAAAGCUGUUGUUGGAUUUUUCAAGUCUAAUCUCACGUGUACAAAAACAUUAUUCAUUAUUCAUGGGUUAUUGUUUAUUAAAUAAAGAUGAAGCCAAAAUAGGAGCCAUGUGAGUGGAGUAAUGAACACACUCUGUGGUUUAGUUGCAGAA